Odontomachus brunneus is the source of this 1293-nucleotide messenger RNA. RefSeq lists its product as uncharacterized. Lineage: Eukaryota; Metazoa; Arthropoda; Insecta; Hymenoptera; Formicidae. Bases 583 to 1293 code for a protein of 236 amino acids. The record is from RefSeq and is a predicted model, not a curated record. The transcript is spliced from 6 exons. Gene Ontology annotation, cellular component: plasma membrane. Gene Ontology annotation, biological process: sensory perception of smell; detection of chemical stimulus involved in sensory perception of smell. Gene Ontology annotation, molecular function: olfactory receptor activity; odorant binding.
UUCACGCAAGUAGCGCGCACAGCUAUAUAGCCAAACAUCGGAUAUUAUUUAUUUCUUUUAUCUUUUAUUAUUAAUUUCCCGUGACUUAAAACCAACUGUGGGAUGUGUCGCGAGUACUGUUUGCCUAAGUUGCUCUACAUGUUUCAUAAUAAUUCCCCAUUUAAGUGUUCAACAUGUUCUCUAUCAUGGUUAAUUUUGGAAAUUUUAUCUGCAAUCACAUUACAUUUGUUUUUAUGUAAUUGUGUCAGACAGACUUAGUUUAUUUAAGUGCGGAUAUAAAACGUCGUCGUCAUAUACAUGUAACGUUGGUAGCGAACAUAUUAAGUAAUGUUGAAAAUUUCGAGUAAAAAUGAACUUGAAGUGAAAGAUUGGUGUGUUAUAUAUGUGGAACACUAAUAGCGAACGUAUUAAUAUAGAUAUGAUCUUUUAUUUCGUAACGAGAUAUGCAGUUUGGUGAUAGCAUGGCCGGAUUCGGACAUUGUCAUCGAGUGCACAACCCCUAUCAUUAUUCACACGGCGAUUCUCGUCAAGUUUUUCAAUUGUCUCUUUAACAAUCACAAGAUCAAGAGUCUUUUGGUUCAAAUGAGGGAUAACUGGAAUUUGGCAACAUUCGACGCUCAGGUGCGAAUUUUAACGUACAUGGACGAAGGCAAGAAACUGAUCAAGGCGUACUCAGCUAUAAUAUAUGGCAGCAUGUUCAUGUACAUGAUUUUACCCGUCACACCGUCCAUCAUAGCGUUUUUUGCGAACGCCAAUCAGACACAAAUGUACGGCGUAAUCUACCACGCGGAGACGAUCUUCGACGUGAAGAAAUACUACUACUUCAUCCUACUGCAUUCUUAUUAUACCACUUUCUUUUUGAUGACCAUUCCGGUGGCGACGGACUCCAUGUUGAUAAUUUACGUGCAACACGCCUGCGGUCUUUUCGAGGUCAUAGGAUAUGAAUUGGAAAAUAUGAAACAGGAUGACAACAUCUACAUUAACGCUUACCCGCGACACGAGGACGACGAGAAUUAUCGUAUAAUUAGCAACAGCGUCGCGAAGCACGUAAAAGUUUUACAGUUUGCUAAAUUAUUUGCGUCUACAUAUAGCAUAUCUUUGUUUAUAAUGACGUUACUAAACACAGUAUUCAUAGCAUUCAGCGGAAUACAGGUGGUGAUCAACAUGGAUCGACCUUUGGAGGCAUUAAGAUUCACGGUUGCGGGUUUGUGUUUGGUCUUGCAUUUUCUCUUUCUCAGCCUGCCAGGUCAGAAAUUGAUAGACCAUAGUUCCAAAGUACAUGAAUCCAUGUGA